GGUCAAAAUUAUACUUCUGCUGUUACUCUUCACAAACUGGGUGAAUUCUUCUGAGUGGCAGGAACAGCUAUCUCUCAUACUAUCCUUGCAUUUGUUUUGUUUGUGCUGUAAGACAUUGCCAGAUUAUGGAAAUGCAGCUCUGAAUAGAAAAUAGAGGACUUUGUCGAAGUACCAAAGUUAAUUUUAUAAACUGAGACCCUGCAUUGUAAAGAGACAUGGAGGCUGUUUUAGGACUGUUGGUGAUCUCAGCAGGAGUGUCUCAUGGCUUGGAGUCUUCCUGUGAUGCUAGACAGAAUGGAUCUCAGUGUUAUGGAGCUCUGGGGGGAACUGUCUAUCUCCAGCUGGCUGAUACCACGGCAUAUAAUCACUACUCAUUUCAUAAAUGCUCAACUGGUGCUCAAACAAAGAUACUGAAAACAAAGGUCACACUGUCUUCAAUUAGUGCGUCUUUUAUUACCAGAGUACACUUCUUCAUAAACAAUAGGACAUUGAGGUUAAAUAACACACAAAGGAAUGAUUCUGGUGAAUACCUGCUCCAAACAUAUGAUUCAGAUGGGAAAUCAUCAGGGAGCAGAGGACUACAACUGUUCAUCGAAGCUCCAGUGUCCAGUCCUCAGCUGUCCUCUGAGUGUCUGUCUCAUGGAGAGAUGAGGGUGUCCUGCUCCUCUGAGGGGGAUGGUCCCCAGUACAGCUGGACUCUGGAUGGACAGACGCUGAGAGACACUGAUGCCCCUCCUGAUAAUAAGACAAACACCGUCACUCUGAAGAAAGGCCUGUCAGGAAAUCUCACCUGUACCGUCAGAAACAACAUCAACCGUAAUACUGUCAGCAGAAUAAUCUCACACUGUUCAGGGCUGAUGUAUGUUAACUGCACCUUAUCCAACGGGACAAAGAUAUCAGAGUGGGUGAAUGCCACUGGUAAUAGCCUGUGUGUUGAGUCUACAACAGUGACGACUGAGUCUCCCACCAGUAAAACCUUCACUGGUAAGGGCCUGGGGCAUGACACCCUAAUGACCUCCAGACCCAGCAAUCACACCCAGGGCUUGACUAACAGCACUUGUACUAACACCACUCAGACCCUUUGGAUUUUUACCAAAAAGUACAUACGGAUGGCAGCAGGGUCUCUGGCAGGAGUGGUCCUUGUCUUAUUGAUAGUGUUGGCAGUUUACUGUGUCCAGAAGAAAAAUAAACCUCCUUCAAAGGCUCAAGUUAAGAGUGACAGCCAGGAUGUGGAAUACGCUGAUGUCAGGAUACUGAGGCAGGAAAUGAGACAGAAGGAGAGGGAGGCACCGGUGAAGGUGGAAUAUGGGCAAGUGAACGAAGCGUGUGGUCCCCAGCAGCCGGUGGAGGUGGAGUAUGGACAGAUUACAAUAUUAGAGGGUCCCAGGAGGAAGGUAGACAUGCAUGAGGAGGAGUAUUGUAUGUAUGCCAGUGUACGGAAAGGACAGUGAGCAAAGGAACUGUCUAGAUAGAAUAUGGUAGAAUAGAAGGAGCCUGAGAGUUGAAUAACUGGUGCUUCGCUCAAAUCUCUCCGUUCUCUUGAAGUGUUCACUUGUAGUCAUGGAUUUGAAAAGGAUGCCGAAACAAAUUCUACACCAAUCCAAUGCUUUGACAUAUAUGUGGAGAGUAGGGAACAAGUGUACGCUUCAGGGAAAAUAGAGAUGAUUGGGAAUCAACCCCUGAGAGGCCCAGAGUUGACACAGAUGACAGACAUGUUGAAUCAUGUUGUCUUAGUUGCAGUUACAGCUGUGUGUUGCAUGUUGAUGCGUGUCAGUACAUAGUAUCUGUUUCCAGGAAGUGGAGACAUUACUUCUGUUUUUCUUGCCCACAUUUCUUUCUUUCCAAACUUUUUUUACACUUGGUUGUGUUGCGGUCACUUCUUGCUUUCAGAUGUGUGAUAUGUCACAACAUAUUUACUGUUUUUGCUGUGUAAAUACAUCAUUCUUGAAUUAUUCUCUAACAUUCAAUAAUGUUUAAAGAAUUACUGAGAGGUUUGUAAUAAUUGCAUAACAGGAAUUCAUCAGCUAUCAUAGGCUACUUACUCAUUUCCAAUGCCUUACGUCAGUUCUUUAAAGCACGUAGUCCAUCUCCCUAAAUGGAUCCAUCUAUAUAUAUGAUGUGUAGGUACUGUGUGCUGUAUAAAGGUAUAAUGUACUAUCUUAGAUAUGAUCACAAAUGUAUGUACAUACAGUAAAUAUGUGGAUGCCAUGGUGCUAGUCCUCAUAGACAACCAACAAAUAAGAGUAUAUUUUAUUUUUUAACAAAUAUUAUUUAUUUUUGAGCUUUUGCAAUCACAUGUUAAUGUUGUACAAUUUUUUCUUCUUCAGAAAUACAGUACAUGGCAAUAUCUUUUCACACCAUCAACAUAUUUGUUUCCACAUCUUUAGUUUCGUAGUUUAUAAAGUUGCUAAUGCAUUUCCUGUUUGAAUCACAUGAUUUCCAGUCUAAAAUCCCCUCAGCCAGAGGUAAUCAACAGACUGAGUGGCUGAAAAUAUUAUACAGUGGGUUUUUUGGAGACAUAACCAAGUAUGGUGAUCUCCCCAUAUGUACUCUAACUAAAUAAUUAUGCUGCAUAUCAAAAUAAGAAUAGAACACAUUGCGAAGAGGAUGUUGAGAAAUUAAGAUUCUGAUGUUUCUAACAGUGUUGACAACAUAAUUUCUCAUGCUUCAUUGUUGAUGCCAUUGUGUGAUGAAAAAAUUGCGAUUUGAUAAUAAAAGCUUGUUUUUUAAAAGCAAGCAACUGUU
This is a messenger RNA of Oncorhynchus masou masou (cherry salmon), 2745 nucleotides long. RefSeq lists its product as uncharacterized. The transcript has 6 exons. Bases 216 to 1451 code for a protein of 411 amino acids. The record is from RefSeq and is a predicted model, not a curated record. Lineage: Eukaryota; Metazoa; Chordata; Actinopteri; Salmoniformes; Salmonidae.